Messenger RNA from Microstroma glucosiphilum, 2073 nucleotides. RefSeq lists its product as hypothetical. The transcript has a single exon. The record is from RefSeq and is a predicted model, not a curated record. Lineage: Eukaryota; Fungi; Basidiomycota; Exobasidiomycetes; Microstromatales; Microstromataceae. The coding region runs from base 233 to 1993 and encodes 586 amino acids.
CUGGGACUUGACAAUUCGUUGAUUACUCGCCAUCUCAUCCAUCCUUGACAAGAAUCACAAUUGGCCUCUACGUAGCGUAUCCUUCGCUUUUGCACCCGAUCGCUUCGUAUUGGCCUCCAUCCUCACCUCCACGUACCAGACUGCCAUUGCAACGGCUUCAACGGGGUCAGCUACCCCAGGUCACAACACAUAGCGAUCGCAGUUCAGCUGCUUCCUCUGGACCAUCUUGUUGAUGUCGAGAGCGGUCUUCCCUGGCCAAGCGGAUACUAGCCCGAAGCCAUUCCUCGCAUCAUCCUUGGGUUUGGGCAACACACCACUUCAGAGCAAGUCGACUUUUCGUGAGGGAAUCAAGAGCCUCCAGCAGGCUGCCAACUACGCACCGCUCUCACGAGCACCAUUGCUAGAGCCUCACGACAUUACCUCUGCCAUGAUGCAAUUAGGGAGAAGCUCCGAAGACUGGAGCUCUCUCGCCGCUUCCUCCUCUUCCUCCAGUCGACCUCCAAUGCUCCCACGAGGCGAAUCUACAAAGACCAUCAGUGGUAGAGGAAGCUCCAGGCCUGGACUACAGAUCUCGACGUCCUCGGAAAUGCUCACGCCAGCAGCACGAGUAGUCAACAAUCCCUUCGAUGGCGCAACAGUUGCUGAAAGACUGGAGCGCAAGGUGGAGUCACCCCUGCACCCAUCCUCGGACGUCGACACGGACACCGAAUCGUACCCUUCUUCUCUAGCAACCUCUGCAGACAGUGCAGCAAACUCGAACAGCCCCAGAAGUCUGCCUAGCCGGACCUUGACCGGUAAAACCAGGCUUCAUCCGAACUACGGGACCCCCCUCUACAGGGCGAGCAGUCCACUAGGGAGAAUUACCAGUCCUGACUCGUGGCGAUCACUCUUGCCCGAGGACGAUCCUUACUUUGCAGCAGACACAGAGGGCUUUGAUGCUCGCCAAAGCACAAUGCUCUUCUCGGACGACGGAAACCCUGAUCGACCUGACUUCAUCCGCCAGGGGAGCGGCGAGUCCAGCAGCGCCAGCUCUGCCAUGGACGGGUCCCGUCGCCUCUCUAGCUCCAGUAGUCUAGGCAGUUUUAGCAGCUCCGUGUCGUUGCUGCCGCCAAUUGCCAUCGCAGCGGGGCCCAACGAUGACUGGCCAGUCGACAGCUGGCGUAGUCUCCUCCCGCCCAGUGAACCUACAAAUCGUCGCUCAACGGCUAGCCCAGGUCCCUCAUCUGUCUCUCCUUCACAGCCUUCACACGUUGCCGGCCGAGACGACGAUGCAAGUCUUGCUAACAAUCGAGUAGCCGCGAUUGCAAUUGCGAGUCGCGACUCGAAUCUUCGUCGCCCGGCUAGCUUCUCCACCUUCGACAAGGUCGCUCCCGAAGUCGGCCAUCGGGCACAGGAGCGCCCAGAGACUGCCUCAGACGCUAGUGAUCCGGCUUCUCAGGCGUCCUACAGACCUCGUGGAACUACCGAAUCUUCAGUGACCGGCCGAGUCGCCGACGCACCACGCUCCACCAGUCUGUCCAGUUCUCUGACCUCGUCCUCCUCACCGCGCCGCUACGCAAGGACGGCAAUGGACAAUGACGACGAGAGGGAAAGUUGGCCGUGCAGUCGCAACUAUUCCGAGCAAUCUGCGUCUCCAAUUCGGACUGCCGACAGUCCACUCAGCUUCAGGAGACACAGUGUGCAACCCGCCAGUCCUUUCAAGGCGGCUGCGUCUCGCAUGCACGAUGGCCUCACUCCGUCUUCAAAGCUUAAGCCUGCUGUGAUCACGACGUCUUCGACUGCCCUCCUGAGUUCGAUUCCAGGCAACGGUGUCGCGGCUUCGGGUGACACGACGCUGACGGCACCUUCUGUAGUGGCCACUACCAUUGUCACCACCACUACGACUACUGGAGACGACAGCAUGCCGUCGUCGCAGUCUACAUCCAGCAUCACUACGUCUCUGCCUAUGCCUUCUCCCCUGGCGCAUGCCGCUCCUUGCGUCCCCUUCCAGUGAGGCAGCCCUACCCACGCCGGGGCUGGGGCGAGUCUCCUGAGACGCGACGCCUUGAGCGACCCGUCUGACCGAUGGCGGUC